Messenger RNA from Capronia epimyces CBS 606.96, 267 nucleotides. Its product is annotated as 40S ribosomal protein S21. The transcript has 2 exons. The record is from RefSeq and is a predicted model, not a curated record. Lineage: Eukaryota; Fungi; Ascomycota; Eurotiomycetes; Chaetothyriales; Herpotrichiellaceae. Gene Ontology annotation, biological process: endonucleolytic cleavage to generate mature 3'-end of SSU-rRNA from (SSU-rRNA, 5.8S rRNA, LSU-rRNA); endonucleolytic cleavage in ITS1 to separate SSU-rRNA from 5.8S rRNA and LSU-rRNA from tricistronic rRNA transcript (SSU-rRNA, 5.8S rRNA, LSU-rRNA); translation. Gene Ontology annotation, cellular component: ribosome; cytosolic small ribosomal subunit. Gene Ontology annotation, molecular function: structural constituent of ribosome. The coding region runs from base 1 to 267 and encodes 88 amino acids.
AUGGAGAACGAGAAGGGCGAAAUCGUCGAUCUCUACGUCCCCCGCAAAUGCAGCGCGACCAACCGCAUCAUCCGGGCCAAGGACCACGCCUCCGUCCAGAUCAGCGUCGGCAAGGUCGACGAGAACGGCCGGUACACGGGCGAGAACCAUGUGUAUGCGUUCAGCGGGUUCGUGCGCUCGCGCGCCGAGAGCGACGACUCCCUCAACCGACUGGCCCAGAAGGAUGGCUUCCUCAAGAACGUCUGGAGCGCCCAGGCCACGAGAUAA